Molecule: messenger RNA, 1344 nt
Organism: Encephalitozoon hellem ATCC 50504
Lineage: Eukaryota; Fungi; Microsporidia; Unikaryonidae
Product: histidyl-tRNA synthetase
Exons: 1
Coding region: 1-1344 (447 amino acids)
Biological process (GO): histidyl-tRNA aminoacylation; mitochondrial translation
Cellular component (GO): cytoplasm; mitochondrion
Molecular function (GO): histidine-tRNA ligase activity; ATP binding
Source: RefSeq, a predicted model, not a curated record
AUGGUGAGUUUGAAAACACCGAAAGGCACGGCGGAUGAAUCUCCAAAGCAAUGCUUUCUGUACGAGGAGAUUAUAGAAAAGAUCAGGAGUGUGUUUGUUCUCUAUGGGGCAGUUCCCAUUUCUACACCGACGUUUGAAAUGAAGAGCAUUCUUACGAACAAGUACGGGGAGGACACCAAGCUGAUAUACGAUCUGAAGGACCAGGGAGGAGAGAUAUGUGCGCUAAGAUACGACCUCACAGUUCCAUUUGCAAGAUAUCUGGCGUCGAACAAGAUAAGGAGGAUAAAGAGAUACCAGAUUGGAAGAGUGUACAGAAGAGACCAACCCUCGAUUGCCAAAGGAAGGCUACGGGAGUUUGUGCAGGCAGACUUUGACAUUGCUGGGGAGUGCAUAAGGAUGAUGGCUGAUGCAGAAGUGAUCAGCUGUGUGGAUAGGAUACUAAGGGGGUUUGCAAUUGGUGAAUUCAAGAUAAAGGUGAAUGACAGAAGGAUCCUGACAUCGAUUCUGGAAGUUGUUGGAGUCCCCAGUGGGAGUCAUGGGACGAUAUGCUCCACCAUCGAUAAGAUCGAAAAGAUGAGUUGGGAGGAUAUCUCAAAAGAGUUUAUUCAAAAGGGAUUGAACGAGGGCCAGGUGAGGAUGAUCAAAGGAUACAUGGAAAUGACUGGGAAAGAGAAGGUUCUGGAGCUUCUCAAGAAAGACCCUGUUUAUGAGAUAGAAAGAUGCAAGGAGGGAGUUCAAGACAUGGAGGAACUUUUCAAGUUCUGCAGGAUCCUUGGAUGCGAGGGGAGCCUGGUGAUGGAUGUUUCCUUAGCACGAGGAUUGGACUACUACACAGGGAUGAUUCUUGAGGCGGAGUAUCUUGGAAAGCAUGUAGGGUCCGUGAUUGGAGGAGGCAGAUAUGAUAACCUGACUGAGAAUCUGGGAGAGAGGUGUGUAUCGACGCCCUGUGUGGGGUUCUCUGUAGGUGUUUCUAGGAUAUUCUCACUUUUGUAUGAAGGAUAUGAGAAGGAAUCGUCCACAAUGGUUUAUGUCGGGGCAUCUGGAGGGCUAUUUCUCGAAGAGAGGUUGACGAUUCUUAAGGCCUUGCAAGAUGGAGGAAUUCCCAGCGAGACCUUCUAUACCAGGAGAUCCUCAUUUGAAACCCAGCACAAGUAUGCUGUAGGAAAGAGGAUUCCGUUUAUUGUUGUGAUAGGAGAAUCUGAAAUGGCUGCAAACUCGAUACAGGUGGUCGAUACCAUUACAAAGAAAAAAGAGAUCAUUAAGAUGGAAGAGAUGGUAGGCCAUUUACUUGGGAAACUAGAGUCGAUGAGAAGUCAGAUAUCUGCUAUUUUGCAAGACAGGUGA